AUGAGUAUGGAGCUUCCCAAAGACGAGGAGGAAAUAGCGUUGGAGAAGCUCGUCUUCGGCGACGAAGAAGGGUUUGCUGCCAACCUUAGGAAAGUGGACAAUUUGUACGAUUACUCGUCAUCCGAAAACGAAGAAGUUGGUUCUGACGAAUUUCACAGUGACGAAGAGAUUGAUUUAGACAACGUUCAGGACGAGGAUUUGUUCUUUAUUGACGACGGAACCACAGACAACGACCAAGAGAUGGCAGAGCUGGAUGCGGAGAGCACCGAAGAAACUUCGACCGACGAAGAAAUCGAUGCUGUUUGGCACGACAGUGACGACGAGAGAAUCACCAUAAAUUUGACCAAUUCUGACCGGCUCAAAAAGCUCAGAAAGAACCCGGACGACACCAGCAUUAGUGCAUCUUCGUAUGUGAACCGACUCCGUGCUCAAUUCGAAAAAAUCUACCCUCGUCCGCGAUGGAUCGAAGACUUGGAAAAGGCAGAAGACGAUUCCGAUGCCGAGGAACAAGCAGAAAAGACCAGCAAUAACGACACAAAUGCUAUUUUACAAACGUUAGCAUCGACCCAGCAGUUCACCCAGACGAAACAACUCAAAUUAAUAUCACCACACAAGAUCCUGAUCACAAGACUCAAGAACGCCAACCAAACCCAUCCUUCCAGAGCCGCUAUUCAGUCGCUAAACUUUCACAAUUCGCACCCACUUCUUAUUACGGGUGGUUUUGAUCGCACGAUCAGAAUCUACCACAUUGAUGGAAGAACCAAUAAUUUCGUCACCUCGUUGUACCUCAAAAACUCACCGAUCACAACCUGUGCAUUUUCCGGCGACGUAGUUUAUGCUGCUGGAAGAAGACGGUACCUCAACAAGUGGAAUAUUACCACGGGUCAGGUGGAAAAGAUCUCCAGAAUGUACGGAAGAGAGCAGUUUCAACGGUCUAUGGAAUACUUUAAGGUAUCUCCAUUGCGGACUUGGAUUGGAAUGGUGGGUAGUAGCGGAUGGUGUAACUUGCUCAGCGGAGAAACUGGUCAGUGGGUACAAGGAUACAAAAUAGAAGGAACCAUAGUUGAUUUUGAGUUCUCGCAAGACGAAAAAUUUCUUGUGGUUGUCAACUCUGCCGGAACCAUAUGGGAAUACGAUUUACAACUGGGUAAAGUUAUUCGCAAAUGGGACGACGAUGGAGCCAUUGGAAUCACCAAAUUGAAACUAGGAGGUCCCAAGGACCGCUGGAUGGCGGUUGGAAGCAACAAUGGUAUCGUGAACUUGUAUGACAGAAAUACGUUUGCCAAGUCUUCUCCAAAACCAUACAAGACAGUGGAAAAUUUAGUCACUUCCAUUUCAUCGCUCGAGUUCUCUCCAGACGGCCAGGUCUUGUGUAUAGCCCUGAGAGCCAAAAGAGAUGCAUUGCGGUUGGUCCAUGUUGCUCAAGGAAGCGUAUACGCCAACUGGCCUACAAGCGGAACCCCACUAGGAAAAGUUACCGCCGCAACAUUUUCUCCCGAUAACCAAAUGUUGGCUAUAGGAAACGAGUCUGGAAAGGUUACGUUGUGGAGUUUGAAUCACUAUGGAUAA
Messenger RNA from Meyerozyma guilliermondii ATCC 6260, 1569 nucleotides. It is a transcript of the gene UTP18, whose product is annotated as Utp18p. Gene Ontology annotation, cellular component: small-subunit processome; Pwp2p-containing subcomplex of 90S preribosome. NCBI's taxonomy places the organism in Eukaryota, Fungi, Ascomycota, Pichiomycetes, Serinales, Debaryomycetaceae. The record is from RefSeq and is a predicted model, not a curated record. Gene Ontology annotation, molecular function: protein binding. Bases 1 to 1569 code for a protein of 522 amino acids. Gene Ontology annotation, biological process: rRNA processing. The transcript has a single exon.